Molecule: messenger RNA, 5750 nt
Organism: Phaethon lepturus (White-tailed tropicbird)
Lineage: Eukaryota; Metazoa; Chordata; Aves; Phaethontiformes; Phaethontidae
Gene: TPR
Product: translocated promoter region, nuclear basket protein
Exons: 39
Biological process (GO): protein import into nucleus; mRNA export from nucleus
Cellular component (GO): nuclear pore
Molecular function (GO): structural constituent of nuclear pore
Source: RefSeq, a predicted model, not a curated record
AACAACAGUACUUUGAAGUAGAAAAACGUCUGGCUCAAAGUCAGGAGAGACUUGUAAAUGAGACACAAGAAUGUCAAACUCUCCGUGAGGAGCUUACAAAACUUCACGAACAGUUGAAGUCACUGAAUGAGAAAAAUAAAGAACUUGAAGCUGCUCAGGAUCGUAAUGCAGCCAUUCAGAGCCAUUUAAAUAGAGAAAAAGAAGAACUGGAAGCUGAAAAGAGAGAUUUGGUUCGAACAAGUGAAAGACGAUCUCAGGAAGUUGAACAUUUAAACGAGGAUGUUAAACGCUUAAAUGAAAAGCUUACAGAAGCAAACACAGAAAAGGUGAAACUUCAGUUAAAGUUGGAUGAACUUCAAACAUCAGAUGUUUCCAUGAAGUACCGUGAGAAAAGGUUGGAGCAAGAAAAAGAACUACUACAGAAUCAAAACACGUGGCUGAAUGCUGAGUUGAAAGCCAAAACAGAUGAACUUCUACAUACUGCCAGGGAGAAAGGCAAUGAAAUCUUGGAGCUUAAAUGUAAUCUGGAGAACAAGAAGGAGGAGGUUUCCAGAAUGGAGGAACAGGUAAACAGCUUAAAACAGUCAAAUGAAAAUCUUCAGAAGCAUGUGGAAGACCUUUUGAAUAAACUGAAGGAGGCAAAAGAACAGCAAGCUAGUAUGGAGGAAAGAUUCCACAAUGAACUGAAUGCCCACAUAAAAUUAUCCAAUUUGUAUAAGAGUGCUGCCGAUGACUCGGAGGCAAAGAGCAAUGAACUGACAGGAGCAGUAGAAGAGCUGCACAAACUCCUGAAGGAAGCAGGUGAAGCUAAUAAAGCAACUCAGGAACAUUUGACUGAGGUGGAAGAGUCAAAAGCUGUAAUGGAAAAAGAACUGAGAGAGAAGAUCAGUAAACUGGAAAAGGAGCUGGAGAAUGCUAAUGAUCUACUGUCCGCUACGAAGCGCAAAGGAGCCAUAUUGUCUGAGGAGGAACUGGCAGCUAUGUCUCCCACUGCUGCAGCAGUGGCUAAAGUAGUCAAGCCUGGAAUGAAAUUAACUGAGCUGUACAAUGCAUAUGUAGAAACUCAGGAUCAGUUGCUUUUGGAAAAGCUGGAGAAUAAGAGAAUCAAUAAAUAUUUGGAUGAAAUAGUGCAGGAAGUAGAAGCCAAAGCACCGAUCUUAAAACGUCAGCGUGAAGAAUUUGAGCGUUCCCAAAAAGCUGUUGCUAGCCUGUCUGCAAAGCUUGAACAAGCUAUGAAGGAAAUCCAGCGAUUGCAGGAGGAUGCCGAUAAAGCCAAUAAGCAUGCCUCUUUGCUUGAAAGAGAAAACCAGAGACUGGAAAUACAAGUAAAAGAUCUCUCGCAGCAGAUUCGUGUGCUUUUAAUGGAACUUGAAGAAGCCAGAGGCAAUCAUGUGAUUCGUGACGAAGAAGUGAGCUCUGCUGACAUCAGUAGCUCUUCUGAAGUGAUAUCUCAACAUCUAGUCUCUUAUAGAAAUAUUGAAGAACUUCAGCAGCAGAAUCAGCGUCUCUUGGUGGCUCUUCGGGAGCUGGGAGAGGCUAGAGAAAAAGAGGAGCAAGAAACAACAUCAUCUAAAAUUUCUGAGCUUCAGAGUCAGCUUGAGGAAGCUCUCAAUGAGCUUGAAAAACUGCGUGAAUCACGUCAUCAUCAGUUGCAGCUUGUUGAGUCUAUAGUUCGUCAGCGUGAUAUGUUCCGUAUAUUGUUGGCACAGACCACGGGAGCUAUCAUUCCUUUGCAAGCUUCGGGUAUAUUAUCAGAGGAGAUUUCUCUUACAUCAACUCCAAAGCGCCCAAAUUUACCUCAAGCCAUGUCAACUCCUGCUCCAGUGUCAAUGACUGAAUCGGUGGAGACUGUGGAGGCUAAGGCUGCACUUAAGCAGUUGCAGGAAGUUUUUGAGAACUAUAAAAAAGAAAAGGCAGAGAAUGACAAGUUGUUGAAUGAACAAAAUGAAAAGCUUCAGGAGCAGGUCACAGACUUGAGGUCACAAAACGCAAAGAUAUCCACACAGCUGGAGUUUGCCUCCAAACGUUAUGAAAUGCUGCAGGAUAACGUUGAAGGCUAUCGUCGAGAAAUAACAUCUCUGCAUGAAAGAACCCAGAAACUCACAGCAACAACUCAGAAGCAAGAGCAGAUAAUUAAUACUAUGACUCAAGACCUGAGGGGAGCUAAUGAAAAACUGGCAGUGGCAGAGGUGAGAGCAGAAAACUUAAAAAAAGAGAAGGAUAUCUUGAAGAUGUCAGAUGUGCGUUUGACUCAGCAACGUGAGUCUUUAUUAGUUGAACAAAGAGGACAGAACUUGCUGCUUACUAAUUUGCGAACUAUUCAGGGAAUACUGGAGAGGUCUGAGACAGAAACAAAACAAAGACUCAAUAAUCAGAUAGAAAAGCUAGAGCGUGAGAUAUCUCAGCUGAAGAAGAAACUAGAAAGUGAGGUGGAACAAAGACAUUCCCUUACCAAAAAUCAAGAGGUUCAUAUCCUGGAUCUUAAGAGGCAACUGGAGACUGAGUCAAACCGUCACAUUAACACAAAGGAACUUUUAAAGAAUACCCAGAAAGAAACUGCAAUGUUGAAACAGCAGCUUAACAAUACAGAGGCUCAGUUAGCAUCUCAGUCAUCACAGAAGGCUCCAGGGAAAGGUCAGCCUAGUACAAAUGAAGAUGUGGAUGAUCUUGUAAGUCGACUAAGACAAGCUGACGAACAAGUUAAUGACCUGAGAGAAAGACUUAAGACUAGUUCUAGUAAUGUGGAACAGUACAGGGCUAUGGUUCUUAGUCUAGAGGAAUCCCUUAAUAAGGAAAAACAAGUGACAGAGGAAGUUCGUGCAACAGUUGAAGCUCGUCUGAAGGAGUCUUCAGAGUAUCAAGCACAGCUAGAAAAGAAGCUGAUGGAGUCAGAGAAAGAAAAGCAAGAACUGCAGGAGGAGAAGCGUAAAGCUGUGGAGAAUAUGGAACAACAGCUAUCAGACCUAAAGAAGAGUUUGUCAGCCGUGCAAUCAGAAGUUCAGGAAGCCCUUCAGAGAGCCAGCACAGCUCUAAAUAAUGAACAACAAGCCAGACGUGACUGCCAGGAACAAGCAAAGAUGGCUUCUGAAGCUCAAAAUAAGUAUGAACGGGAAUUAAUGCUUCAUGCUGCCGAUGUUGAAGCGUUACAGGCUAUUAAAGACCAAGUUGCCAAGAACACGGCGGUAAGGCAGCAGCUAGAGGAAACUGCUCAGAAAGCUGAGUCUGAAUUGUUAGAGUGCAAAGCCUCCUGGGAAGAGAGAGAGAGAAUGAUCAAGGAUGAAGCUUCAAAACUUGCAUCCCGCUGUGAAGAUUUGGAAAAACAAAAUCGAUUAUUACAUGAACAGCUGGAAAGUCUGAGUGAUAAGAUGGUGACUUCUAUGAAGGAAGCUAUGCCAACUGCAGUGAAUGUUUCUCUCAAUGAGGAAGGCAAAUCCCAGGAACAAAUCUUAGAAAUUCUUAGAUUUAUACGUCGAGAAAAGGAGAUUGCAGAAACUAGAUUUGAGGUGGCCCAGGUGGAAAGUUUGCGUUAUCGUCAGAGAGUGGAACACCUGGAAAGGGAACUCCAGGAACUGCAGGACAGUCUCAAUGCUGAGAGAGAGAAGGUGCAGGUAACAGCAAAAACCAUUGCACAGCAUGAAGAAUUAAUGAAAAAAACUGAGACCAUGAAUGUACUGAUAGAAACCAACAAGAUGCUAAGAGAAGAGAAGGAGAGGCUAGAACAAGAGCUACAACAAAUUCAAGCAAAGGUACGCAAGCUUGAGGCAGACAUUCUACCUCUACAAGAGUCUAAUGCUGAACUGAGUGAGAAAAGUGGAAUGUUGCAGGCGGAGAAAAAGCUGUUGGAAGAAGAUGUUAAACGCUGGAAAACCCGGACUCAGCAUUUAUUGAGUCAACAGAAGGACACCGAUCUUGAAGAGUAUCGGAAGCUGCUUUCAGAGAAGGAGGCAAACACCAAGCGUAUACAGCAAAUGAGUGAAGAAACAGGCAGGCUUAAAGCAGAAAUAGCAAGAACUAAUGCAUCCUUGACAACAAGCCAGAAUCUUGUUCAGAGCCUGAAGGAUGAAGUAACUAAAAUAAGAACGGAAAAGGAUACUUUGCAGAAAGAACUAGAUGCUAAAGUGGCCGACAUACAAGAAAAAGUGAAAACUAUAACACAGGUCAAGAAAAUUGGGCGCAGGUACAAGACUCAGUAUGAGGAGCUGAAAGCACAACAUGAUAAGAUGGUUGCCGAAGCAUCGACUCAGUCUUUUGUAGAACAACAAGAAGAACAAGUUUCUGUCCAGGAAGUACAAGAGCUGAAAGACACUCUCAGUCAAGCUGAAGUGAAGACAAAGGCUUUGGAGACUCAGGUUGAAAGUUUACAGAAGACUAUAGCAGAAAAGGAAACCGAAGUUAGAAAUCUUCAGGAGCAGAUAACACAGCUACAGUCAGAAGUUGCUCGCUUUCAUCAAGAUCUGCAAGAGAAGACUACACAGGAAGAACAGCUCAGGCAACAGAUCACUGAGAAGGAAGAGAAGACUAGGAAGACAUUGCUUGCGGCCAAGCAGAAAAUUGCACAGUUAGCUGGUACGAAAGAACAGCUAACAAAAGAAAAUGAGGAGUGGAAGCAAAAGAGCAGCUCAUUAGAAGAGCAGAAGACUGAAUUGGAGGUGCGGAUGAGUGCACUCAAAUCACAGUAUGAAGGUCGAAUCUGCCGUCUGGAAAGAGAGCUUAGAGAGCAGCAAGAGCGACACCACGAACAGCGAGAUGAGCCGCCAGAGUCUACAAACAAGGUCCCAGAACAGCAGAGGCAAAUCUCACUCAAGUCUACUCCAGCUUCAGGUGAAAGAGGAAUUGCUAGCACUUCAGAUCCACCAACAGCAAAUAUUAAACCAACUCCUGUUGUGUCAACUCCAAGUAAAGUGACUGCUGCUGCAAUAGCUGGAAAUAAGUCUACUCCAAGAGCCAGUAUCCGUCCAAUGGUUACUCCUGCUACAGUCACUAAUCCUACCACUACUCCAACAGCCACAGUUAUGCCUACAACACAGGUGGAGACUCAGGAAGCGAUGCAAUCAGAAGGACCUGUGGAGCAUGUUCCAGUCUUUGGAAGCACUAGUGGGUCUGUGCGUUCCACCAGUCCUAAUGUUCAGACAUCUCUCUCUCAGCCCAUCUUGACUGUUCAGCAGCAGACACAAGCGACUGCUUUUGUGCAGCCCACUCAGCAAAGUCAUCCUCAGAUUGAGCCUGCUAAUCAGGAGCCAUCCCCUACCAUUGUAGAAGUUGUACAGAGCUCUCAAAUAGAGAGGCCCUCCACUUCUACAGCAGUGUUUGGCACAGUUUCAGCUACCCCAAGUUCUUCACUGUCUAAACGUCCACGAGAGGAAGAGGAGGAUAACACUGUGGAAAACUCAGACCAAAUUUCAGAGGAAACGGUGGAUGUACCUCUUCCAAAGAAACUGAGAAGCAUACAGAGAGUUGGACCUGAGGAGGAAGUGACAGCAGAAGAGAGCACAGAUGGUGAGGUAGAAGCUCAAACAUACAAUCAAGACUCACAAGACUCAAUUGGAGAAGGUGUUACACAGGGGGAAUACACUCCCAUGGAGGAUAGUGAAGAAACUUCUCAGUCCAUCCCAAUAGAUCUUGGACCUCUUCAGUCAGAACAGCAAAAUACUUCUUCAUCUCAGGAUGGUCAGUCUAAGAGAGACGACGUCAUUGUAAUUGAUAGUGAUGAUGAAGAUGAUGAUGAUGAAGAAAAUGAAGGCGAGCAGGAA